UAUGGUUAGUGAAUGACGGUCGUGGUUGGCCUUAACUACAACCGGAAGUUGUGGUUUCCGUGGUAACAAGGUAAGUUGACCGGAGAAGUGACACUUGGAAGCUGCCGCCAAUUUGCGUGUUUUCACCGCAGACUCUUGAGCCAAAUGUCCCGAAAAGCACUGAAAGUGUUGGUUGAAGUAAAGUUCAGAGCGGUUUCUUGUCCUGGGGUUCAUUUGCCAACCAAGGAUGACGUGAACCUCAGCAUGUGCUUCAUGGGACAGUACCGUCAGUCUCAAUGUCUCCCUGCUGUCUUCCCUCUGCUCUUUCAUGAGAAGAUGACCUUUGAAAAGAUUUUCAGGCAUGCGGUAGACCCCGGAGACAUAGCUGUGAUGCUUGAGCACGAGAUGGUCAGAAUUGAACUGGUGCAGAUGUGUCCUCCAGCUGGAGACACUCUGGCCUGCUUUGAGGAAGAUGCUCGACAGUUCUUGUUCCCAGAGCCCAAACUGGUUCCUUCAUUCUCUGGAGUGGACCGAGAGGUUCUCAUGACCCGAGCGCCUUACUUUCCAGGAAUUGCUCCGAGGUUGGAGUUCUCCACCAAAACCACCAUCAUUGAGUGCUCAGCUGAUGCCCGGGUCAACGUUUACCCCAAUGUAGUCACGAGGCCCACGAUGAAGAGGAAGACCAAGCGCUCCAGCAGAUUCAGGACCUCCUCUCCUCAGAGGAACCAACCUCAAACAAUUGGAAGGACGCAAAGUUUCAGGAAGAAACGAGGCGACGCCACCACCAGCAGCUCGCUGCCACACGUCCCCAGAUCCCAGUCCCUGUCCCCGCUGAGAGCUCAUCAUCGUCUGUCCCGUCUCAGUCUGGACUCUGCAGCACCGGUCUCAGCUGACAUGGAUGCGUCCUGCACCUCCCAGCCUACGUUGUCCUCAUGGCCCGGAGCCACACGAGGAGACUCCUCCCACAGCUCCACAGUGUUCACCAGCUCCUCCUCACCUUUGAUCAGGUCUUCAUCCACAGUGCGAUUCUCUCCCACUGAGAGAAGAAGAUCAGUAUCCAACGGAUUGUCUGGAGGAAUAUCUGAAGACGGCUCCAGCUCCUCGGAAGCGCACGACUAUCGUCGCGGUCCUGAACCUUCACCGCGGUCGCGGCCUGACAGAGAACAAGCCACACACAUCAACAGGUCCGUUUUAUUGACCAGGUCUCCGUCCAGCUCUCACGGAGAGUGGGAGCAAGUCAACGAGCGUGUGCGAGGACUCCUCACGACGCCGAAAGCCGUGCGCCGACUCCUCUAUGGGGCCUCGGUGUCUGAGGUGGACCGAGUGUUGGCCAGAAGAUCUAUUUCUCCAGGUCCCCCGUGCUGAGAGGUCAGGUCUCCACGUUUUAUGUGACUCGUGCGUCAUUUUGGACGAUAAAAUAUUCAGGAAAACACAAUUAUGCAUUUAAAAAAGACUCGGAACAACUAUUGCAAAUUUAAUUAGAUGAAUUAUUAAUUGAUUUAUACACUUACGGUAUGUUUUAGCUUAUUUUUAAGUGUAUUAAUCCUUUUCUUUGCCUGUUGAGGGCAUGGAAGCAAAAUUAUCUCGGGAAAGGUCAAAGGUCAGUGAACCAGCAAGUUUUGAUAUAACUUUUAGGGACUAGAAACAUCCAGAUGUGGCUCUGAUGUGUUUGGUUCCAACUAAUGAUUGUUCCUACCAUAAAAUAUUAUUAUUAUUAUUGUCUAUCAAGUUAAAGUUAUAGAGAUAAUAAGAUAAUCAGUUAAUAGGAUAAACUGAGCUGUCGUCCAAAACUCAUCAACCCUUUAUAUCGCGUUUGAACUCAUGACCUGAACUUAAGCCACCAACCCAUCUGCACUCCUAACCCUUUAAAGUCCACUUUAAAGAAUUUAAGGGAGAAUCUGUCACCAGGAAUCAAAUACAAUGUUAAAAGGAUGUUUUUACUUGUGUAUAUUCUGCGUUUUUCUUACCUUUACCGUUUUUCAUAUACACUGGUUUGUCUGGUUUCCAGACUAUCCAAACAUCCAAAGUCCUCAUUGUCAAUGCACACAGACAUAUAGAUUAAAUAACAAUACGCAUGUUAUUCUGUUUUUAUGUGAACAAGCAAUCUCCCGUUCGCUUCUUCCUCCAGGAAAAGACACCGCACUCCACUUUUACACCAAUCCAGCCGUAAACACUGAUUUUUAAAUGCAGUGAUCAUGGCACACGUGCAAAAAAAUAACGUUUCAGCAGCGAGGCGGGAGGGGGGUGGGGUUUUGACGUCACAGCGUCUCCAUAUCGUUAAUCUGUCAAGCUGAUAUUGUCGAGUCCUGCGAUAAAUCACCGGAAGGCCUAUUAAAAGCAAACCGUGGCUCAGCGUGAACGCCGCCGUAUAUCAGGGGAAAAUGGCCGCUCACUGUGACGGCGCAGCAUUAAGCACCGGCUCCACCGGGAACAUUGUGAUCUACUGCAGAAUUGUCUGCUGUAACGGAGGCGUGUCAUGUCGCGGAGGCCUCGGUGGCAGCACAGGGGCUUUACGGGGUCAGUUUUAACAUAAAGCCUGGAAUAAUUCCAUGAAUAAUAGACGAGUGUAAAAGCAGCAGAGGUCGGUGAUUCCAGAUCAGUCUUAAAAUCCCUCGUUGGAAAGAAGCAGCUGAAAAGACUCAGAUUUCGGGUUUUCGGACAGAAAUCCAACUGUCAAAUCACAGUAGUGUCACUUCAGUAUGUGUAUAUAUACAUAUAUAUGUAUAUAUAUAUAUAUGUAUAGUGUGUUUUUAUCAUGAAUUUGACCUUAUGUUAUUCUCCUUUUAUUGUUUUAUUUAGUUCUAGUUUAUGUUUCGACUGCAGUGACUGCUUUCCGUGUCCUGUGUAACUGUGUUGUGAAAGGUGCUGUGGUAAAUAAAGUUUUUUUUUUUACGA
Messenger RNA from Solea senegalensis (Senegalese sole), 2874 nucleotides. It is a transcript of the gene spata6l, whose product is annotated as spermatogenesis associated 6-like. Gene Ontology annotation, molecular function: myosin light chain binding. The coding region runs from base 145 to 1344 and encodes 399 amino acids. The transcript is spliced from 12 exons. NCBI's taxonomy places the organism in Eukaryota, Metazoa, Chordata, Actinopteri, Pleuronectiformes, Soleidae. Gene Ontology annotation, biological process: spermatogenesis. The record is from RefSeq and is a predicted model, not a curated record.